UCCACCACGGAGGAGUACGGUACGAGACAAGCUAGAGUGGAGGUAGUGUGGCCGACUGCGAUCCGUCGUCGUCGUCGUAGUCGCCGUCGUGUAGGACAUACGUAGUGAAUCGCGCGCGUCGGUGGACGAGAGUCGUAGCGUGUAGGCAUGACAUGAAAUGUCCCGUGACCCGUACGUGGGGGGUGCCCGUUCCCCAGGUCGGGGCGUGAGGCUCCCGACCGUGGAUCGGUCCCCCAGCCGCAGCGGCUACGGAGGAGGCGGCGGGGGCGCAAGUCCCCUAGGAGGGCGAAAGCCGCUGCGACAAACUCGCUCAGGAAAUAACUCCCCCACGGAGCACUACGGCUCCUACCAUCCUGCGGCACCGUCCGCGGUGCCGUAUUAUCGGCCUGGAGACGAAGAUCUCGGGAGUCCGAUGCUGGAAGAGAGAGGACGACCGCUGGCUGCUGGAGUCGGCCACCACCACCGAUCCAGAAGUGCCACGAGGCCUUCGAAUCCUAUGUCGGUUCGUUAUCAGUCUCUGGACCGUGGACCUACAGUGAUAGACCACGAACGCGAGUUCAUACCGAUCAGGGAUCACCGCAGGGAUCGUUCCUUGGACCGGAGUCUGUAUUACGACGACCUCGACCCACCCUACUCCUCCCGCUCUGCCAGACAGUCGCCCACGGCCCAUCAGCCUUUUAUUGGAGAACUGCAAAGUCAAAACUCGGACCUCCAACGAGAAUUAGGAAAUCUGAAGAAGGAAUUAGAAUUAACCAAUCAAAAACUCGGUUCAUCCAUGCAUUCCAUAAAAACGUUCUGGAGUCCCGAACUGAAGAAGGAGAGAGCGCUUCGAAAAGAAGAAUCUGCCAAAUACAGCAUGAUAAACGACCAGUUAAAACUGUUGAGCAGUGAGAAUCAGAAACAAGCAAUGUUGGUCAGGCAGCUGGAAGAGGAACUUCGAAUGAGAAUGCGUGGGCCGAGUGUUGAAAUGCAGCAACAAAUGGAAGCUUUAUAUCAGGAAAAUGAACACCUAACGCGAGAAAUAACUAUUCUGAGGGAUACCAUCAAGGUGGUGCGUCAGGAGUUGGAGCUCCGAAUCGAAACGCAGAAGCAGACUCUGCAAGCCCGAGAUGAGAGCAUUAAAAAGCUUCUGGAAAUGUUGCAAAACAAAGGCAUGGGUAAAGAGGAAGAGCGACAAAUGUUCCAGCAAAUGCAAGCGAUGGCCCAAAAACAGCAUGGAAUGUCACCUGUUGUUUUGUCUGUGUGAAUGUUGGUGGUAAAACGGCCAUUUAGACAACCCUUAGAGCAAGCGGAGGGUCUAAUAUACACAAUCCACCCGAUGCAUAACAAGUAUAGUAUAUUUAAAAAAAAUAUAUAUGUCCUAUUAAUGUGCAUACCGUCAUUUCCACUGCUACUUCCUAAAAUUUCAAAUUCCUCGAUGAGCCAUAAUUCAACUGACGAAUAAACAUUGCAAUUACAUUUUGUCUUUUGAAUGAAUAAACAUCAAAAUUGGCGGUGGAACGAGUUCAUUCCCACUUGGCAUUUAU
Messenger RNA from Agrilus planipennis (emerald ash borer), 1526 nucleotides. Its product is annotated as ELKS/Rab6-interacting/CAST family member 1-like. Gene Ontology annotation, cellular component: cytoskeleton of presynaptic active zone. Bases 158 to 1246 code for a protein of 362 amino acids. Gene Ontology annotation, biological process: maintenance of presynaptic active zone structure; regulation of synaptic plasticity; neuromuscular synaptic transmission. Gene Ontology annotation, molecular function: structural constituent of presynaptic active zone. Lineage: Eukaryota; Metazoa; Arthropoda; Insecta; Coleoptera; Buprestidae. The record is from RefSeq and is a predicted model, not a curated record. The transcript is spliced from 7 exons.